Molecule: messenger RNA, 1189 nt
Organism: Neodiprion fabricii
Lineage: Eukaryota; Metazoa; Arthropoda; Insecta; Hymenoptera; Diprionidae
Exons: 5
Coding region: 33-605 (190 amino acids)
Source: RefSeq, a predicted model, not a curated record
CAGUACGGCUCACAUUACCUGGCAAGUGCAACAUGCGGAAAUUUUACUUCUUCGCAUUACUUUAUUUAUGUUUUUUUUGUCAUUUAGCAGCAUCUGCAGACACAACUGACACUGAGGAUGAUACUCCAUAUUGCCUACAUUUUACUUGGCUUGGCCCGUUGUAUGACAAGACCAGCACUGUCAAUAUUUCUUGCGACGAUUAUACCGGUACACCAUGCAUCGAACCACUGAUUGUUACGAAUGAUGGUAGUGAACCAAAUGUAACAUACAUGUGGGCAAAUUAUAAUCGCUCAAUAAUCGGAUGCCCGUUAAGGUCUGGCUACAGUUGCAUAAAAUAUACUUAUGUGUAUGAUAAUGCAGUGAUAAAUGCUUCUUACUUUUGUGGUAAAAUGAUCCAGGAUACUACAACUGCUUUGACGUCGGGUUGCUACGAGCAAAAGAUUACCAGCCACACGAUCGGUGCCUGUGCGUGCCGAACUAACGCUGGAGAAGCACCCUGUAACGCAUCUACUACGAAUAUUGCAUCCAUUUGCACUCAGACACUGCUUUUCUUACUGUUACUAAUUUCUUGUUAUGGAAACAUGUUUCAUAGAAUCAUUUCAUGAUUACAUAAAAUCUACCUGAGUUUCAAUAGCGUAUUUAAACUUGUGCUCGUGUACGUUAUGUUAUCGUUAAGAAGCUUAUGCAUUUUUGUACAUUAUUACAUUAAGAUAUAUUUGCCGUCAUAUAUUGAAUUUUAUAUUCUUCCUGUAUAGAUUAUACCUUACACAAUUCGGAAUAGGAUACUGCAUAUUGACAUUGCCAAAUUGAAUGCUGAUUUUCCUGAAUACCGUAAUUAUAAUUAAUUUUAGUUUUAUAAAAAUUGCACAAUUUCUAUUUCAAACGCUUUGCCGCGUUGCCAUAUCACAUGAGAACACUAGACUGCCUAUCGUAAGGCGUAAAGCCGCGGCAAUUUUUUGAUUCAAACUUUACUUCCGAAAACAGGAAUAUCAUACGAAUAAAAUACGCAGCAAUGGAUUUUCAUUCCUUUUAUAUAACAUGAUACAUCUCUGGCUAUACGUUUUAUAAUUUUAAACUUUUACGUGUAAGUUAGCAUAUUUUAGAAAUAAAUGCUCAACAUUCACAUAUGCGAUAUCUGGGAUUCUUUCGUGACCGUGUUCUGGAUAUUCAAUAAUUGUUUCUUUGGUUC